GGGAGAGGGCCCGGGAGGCGGGCGCCGCGCCGCCCGCUGUCCUCUCCCUCGGCGCCGCCGCCGCCGCCGCCCGCGGGGCCGGGACCCGAUGCGGCGGGAGCCGCGCAGCCUAGAGGAGCCGGAGCGGCACUGUUUGGGGACAGCCAUAUUUCUGAUUUCAUAAAGUGGUUUUCUAUGUAAAGUUUGCAGAGGAUCAGAAAAUGCCUCCACGACCAUCUUCAGGUGAACUGUGGGGCAUCCACUUGAUGCCCCCAAGAAUCCUAGUGGAAUGUUUACUCCCUAAUGGAAUGAUAGUGACUUUAGAAUGCCUCCGUGAGGCUACACUAAUCACCAUCAAACAUGAAUUGUUUAAAGAAGCCAGGAAAUACCCACUCCAUCAGCUUCUGCAAGAUGAAUCUUCUUACAUUUUCGUAAGUGUUACCCAAGAAGCAGAAAGGGAAGAAUUUUUUGAUGAAACAAGACGGCUUUGUGACCUUCGGCUUUUUCAACCCUUUUUAAAAGUAAUUGAACCAGUAGGCAACCGUGAAGAAAAGAUCCUCAAUCGAGAAAUUGGUUUUGUUAUUGGCAUGCCAGUGUGUGAAUUUGAUAUGGUUAAAGAUCCAGAAGUCCAGGACUUCCGAAGGAACAUUCUGAAUGUUUGCAAAGAAGCCGUGGACCUGCGGGACCUCAACUCACCCCACAGCAGAGCAAUGUAUGUCUACCCUCCAAACGUCGAGUCUUCCCCAGAACUGCCAAAGCACAUCUACAACAAGUUAGAUAAAGGACAAAUCAUAGUGGUGAUUUGGGUAAUAGUCUCUCCAAACAAUGACAAGCAAAAGUACACUCUGAAGAUCAACCAUGACUGUGUGCCAGAGCAAGUCAUUGCUGAAGCCAUCAGGAAGAAGACUCGGAGCAUGCUGCUGUCUUCUGAGCAGCUGAAACUCUGUGUCUUAGAGUACCAGGGCAAGUAUAUUCUGAAAGUGUGUGGCUGUGACGAGUACUUCCUAGAAAAAUAUCCUCUGAGUCAGUACAAGUACAUAAGAAGCUGUAUAAUGCUGGGGAGGAUGCCCAACUUGAUGUUGAUGGCCAAGGAAAGCCUGUAUUCUCAGCUGCCGAUGGAUAGCUUCACGAUGCCAUCGUACUCCAGGCGCAUCUCCACAGCUACACCCUAUAUGAAUGGAGAGACCUCUACCAAGUCUCUCUGGGUUAUAAAUAGUGCGCUCAGAAUCAAAAUUCUUUGUGCAACCUAUGUAAAUGUAAAUAUUCGAGACAUUGAUAAGAUCUAUGUUCGAACAGGUAUCUACCAUGGAGGAGAACCCUUAUGUGACAAUGUGAACACUCAAAGAGUCCCUUGCUCCAAUCCUAGGUGGAAUGAAUGGCUGAAUUAUGACAUAUACAUUCCUGAUCUUCCUCGAGCUGCUCGCCUUUGCCUUUCCAUUUGUUCUGUUAAAGGCCGCAAGGGUGCUAAGGAGGAGCACUGUCCGUUGGCCUGGGGAAACAUAAACUUGUUUGACUACACAGACACCCUAGUAUCUGGGAAAAUGGCUUUGAAUCUCUGGCCUGUACCACAUGGGUUAGAAGAUCUGCUAAACCCCAUUGGUGUUACUGGGUCAAAUCCAAAUAAAGAAACUCCAUGCUUAGAGUUGGAGUUUGAUUGGUUCAGCAGUGUGGUGAAGUUUCCAGACAUGUCUGUGAUUGAAGAGCAUGCCAAUUGGUCGGUGUCCCGAGAAGCUGGAUUCAGUUACUCUCACACAGGACUGAGUAACAGACUAGCCAGAGACAAUGAGUUAAGAGAAAAUGACAAAGAACAGCUCCGAGCACUUUGCACCCGGGACCCACUGUCUGAAAUCACUGAACAGGAGAAAGACUUCCUAUGGAGCCACAGACAUUACUGUGUAACUAUUCCUGAAAUCCUACCAAAAUUGCUUCUGUCUGUCAAGUGGAAUUCCAGAGAUGAAGUAGCCCAGAUGUACUGCUUAGUAAAAGAUUGGCCUCCAAUCAAACCAGAGCAGGCCAUGGAGCUCCUCGACUGUAAUUAUCCAGAUCCUAUGGUUCGGAGUUUUGCCGUUCGGUGCUUGGAAAAAUACCUAACAGAUGACAAACUUUCUCAGUACCUCAUUCAGCUUGUACAGGUCUUAAAAUAUGAACAGUAUUUGGAUAACCUGCUUGUGAGAUUUUUACUCAAGAAGGCGUUGACAAAUCAAAGGAUUGGCCAUUUUUUCUUUUGGCAUUUAAAAUCUGAGAUGCACAAUAAGACUGUCAGUCAGAGGUUUGGCCUGCUGUUGGAGUCCUACUGCCGUGCCUGUGGGAUGUAUCUGAAACAUCUCAACAGACAGGUAGAGGCCAUGGAAAAGCUCAUCAAUCUAACUGACAUCCUCAAGCAGGAGAAAAAGGAUGAAACACAAAAGGUACAGAUGAAGUUUUUGGUUGAACAGAUGAGACAGCCAGACUUCAUGGAUGCUUUGCAGGGUUUUCUGUCCCCUCUAAAUCCUGCUCACCAACUAGGAAACCUCAGGCUUGAAGAGUGUCGGAUUAUGUCCUCUGCAAAAAGGCCACUCUGGUUGAAUUGGGAGAACCCAGACAUCAUGUCAGAGCUACUGUUUCAGAACAAUGAGAUCAUCUUUAAAAAUGGCGAUGAUUUACGGCAAGAUAUGUUAACCCUUCAGAUCAUUCGAAUCAUGGAGAACAUCUGGCAAAAUCAAGGCCUUGACCUUCGCAUGCUGCCUUAUGGCUGUCUGUCCAUUGGGGACUGUGUGGGGCUUAUUGAGGUAGUGAGAAACUCUCACACCAUCAUGCAGAUCCAGUGCAAAGGAGGCCUGAAGGGGGCGCUGCAGUUCAACAGCCACACACUGCAUCAGUGGCUCAAGGACAAGAACAAAGGCGAGAUAUAUGAUGCGGCCAUUGAUCUGUUCACUCGGUCGUGCGCCGGGUACUGUGUGGCGACCUUCAUCUUGGGGAUUGGAGAUCGGCACAAUAGCAACAUCAUGGUGAAGGAUGAUGGACAGCUGUUUCAUAUAGAUUUUGGGCACUUUUUGGAUCACAAGAAGAAAAAAUUUGGCUAUAAACGGGAACGUGUGCCAUUUGUUCUGACGCAAGAUUUCUUAAUAGUGAUUAGUAAAGGAGCCCAAGAGUACACAAAGACCAGAGAGUUUGAGAGGUUUCAGGAGAUGUGUUACAAGGCUUACCUAGCAAUUCGGCAGCAUGCCAACCUCUUCAUCAACCUUUUUUCAAUGAUGCUUGGCUCCGGAAUGCCAGAACUGCAGUCCUUUGAUGAUAUUGCAUAUAUCCGAAAGACUCUAGCCCUGGACAAAACUGAGCAAGAGGCUUUGGAGUAUUUCACAAAACAGAUGAAUGAUGCACAUCAUGGCGGCUGGACAACAAAGAUGGACUGGAUCUUCCACACCAUCAAGCAGCAUGCAUUGAACUGAGAUGGGAGCUGCGAACUGCAAGCUGGUGCCCGGCUUCUCCACUGCAUGGCAGUGAGUGGCAGCAGGCAGACAGUGGCAUGGGGAUGACACAGUCAGGAACAACAUUAGGACUUGAGCAAGAACAGAAACAACAUGCUCUAUAAUUAAAACACUGUCCACGCAAACAGGGUUUGAUAGCACUAAACUAGUUCAUUUCAAAAUUCAGCUUUAGAAUAAUGAGCAAUUUCAUGUUAUGCCUUAAGUCCAAAAAAAGGUAAACUUUGAAGAUUGUUUGUAUCUUUUUUUAAAAAAAACAAAACAAAACAAAAAUCCCCAAAAUACAUACAAAUGAUGGAGAUGAAAAGAGAAUGCUGUUCUGUUUGUCUUGCCAGUGUUCUGUUUAAAAUGUGGACACAACCAAGGCUGUGACCCGCUUUAGGUCUGAGUAAGCUGAAGCUUAUGUUAAGUUACAUGAAAUUGAAGAAGAAUGAAAAUUCUUAUUUUCCCAUUGCUGUUCAGACUUAUGUUUGAAGUAGGUAUUUUAACUCAUGCACUUGGGGCGAAGGGACUCGCUUUUUGCUUUGAACAAACAACCUUUGGACGUGGGGUCUCACCUGCAGUUUUGAAAGCAGUCAAAAAUGAUAACCUGCAGACAGCUGCAUUUUGUUGGGUUUUGUUUUUUUAUUGGUUUUUUUUCUGGACAGUAUUUACAAGGAUCUGACUUAUUUCCUAGGGAAAUUCUGGGCUCGCAUCAAGUACAGCAGUGACCAUAGAGGAAGGAGAGCAGGGAGCUCCUGUUCCUGACUUGUACAGUAUUCACUUUAAGCUGAUUGUUUCUCCUUUUGCAAUUGAACUGAAUACUUUUUUUUUCAUGCAUGUUUUCCAGAAAAUAGAAGUGAGUAUUAAUGUUAUUAAAAAGAUUAUUUUUUUUUAUUAAAGGCUAUUUAUAUUAUAGAAACUAUCAUUAAUAUAUAUUCUUUAUUUACAUAAUCUGUCCCAUAGUCAUGCAUUGUUUUGCACCCCAAAUUUUUUUAUUGUUGGCAACAGCAUGGUUAGCUUUUCUCUUGGUCUAUAGAUGAGGCUCAGGCACUAUUCCAUUUAUCCAGAUACCCCUAUAUGACUCCUUAAGGAACAGAUUGAACUGCACACGCUUUCUUUUCACUGCUGUCUGAUUUUACAUGAUGCCCUCAUCGUCCAUCAUCUAUAGUUGAGAAUGGCACAAUCAUAUGAAACCAGUUACUAAAAUGAAUACAAAGUAGACUAUCAUCCUGACUCUUAAAUCCCUCUACUGAGGUCUGGUCAUGAAUGACUUUUUAUAUUAUGAGAGACUAGAAACCAUGAAUUUUUUUUACCUUCGUAAGCUAUCUAUCCAUAUCUCAAUGAUAAAAGUAGGACAUUAACCCAUGUUACUGUCAUGUCCCAUUUCCAAGUGGUCAGGUCUCCAGCUUCAUUAAAUCCCACUCAAGCACAGAUUGCGUUAUUAAGCAUUCUGAAAAGCAACCAUCCAAGAUGUAGGGCUAAUGUUAGUGGUCACUCUAGAUUUCUACUCAGUGUUUGAAUGAUUCAUGUCCUAGAAAAUAGCUUUAGCAGAUGUUCAGAUGCUACACCAAAAAGGAAAAAAAAGAAAAAAAAAGAAUAAAUAAAAAGAAAAAAAUAAAAAAUGUGCAAUAAUUUACUGACAGUUCCUAACUUAGGCGUGUUACUGGAGAGCGUCUUUAUGAAGAGCGCAUACUACGCUCUAGAGAACAGAAUCCCUUUACAGCGCUCAUCCGUGAGGUCAGACACCUAUGUAGAAGUUUUGAAUAGUGAACAGGGGACUCUAAUAAAAAUACUCUUAAUAUCUGGCUAUUUUAGAACCCUUAAAGGGCAUAAUUAUUGAAGAUUUAGGUACUUCAUUAAAGCAUGUAUAUAUUAUUGCCAACAAGAAAAAUAAACCUGAAGAUUAGGGAACUUAGUUCUGUAAACUGUCUUGGAAUAGUUAAGCAGAAUUUAAACUCUGUUUUAAGCAGAAAACCAGAUAGCUUCUUUUGCAGAUAUAGAAAACUUCCUAACUUAUUUAAACUUGGCAUUUAACACUUUGUGUUACUUAGAUAAUGCAGUUGCUAGGUACUAACAUCCCAUUCUUUUCUAUAUCAGGGAUUAUUACAGUCAAACUCAGUGACAUGGUACAGAUCUACAGCUUUGAUGGUGGAAAUUGAAGAAUUACAGAGAACUGUGUUUUCCUGGGUGCCAAAAAAAAAAAAAAAAAGCCGCGAGCCUCCUUGCACAAAAUUGAUAGGUUUUGUUUGGUUGUUUGUUUUAGUUUUUUGGUGUGUGUGUGUGUGUGUGUGUGUGUGUGUGUGUGUGUUGUUUUGUUUAAGCAUUAGUUUAAUUAGUUGCCCCAGUUUCACCUUCCAGGGUCUCUGCACAAUUAAAACACAGCCACAUAGCUUAUUUUGUCAUUUACAACUACAUUAAUUCUAUUUGAGAGAAAAAUCUGUAUUCUAUAAAGAGUUUAAGCAAAGAAAGGAGAAAGGUUGUAUUAAAAAAAGACAAAGACCAAACUUGAAUUGAAGCUCGGGUGAUCAAAAUCUGUUUUCAGAGAGCAAUAAAAUGUGCCACUCCCUGGUGCUUCAGUAGUAGAAAGACCCGUCACCUCUGUACAUGACCAUCCUUGACACUGAAUAUUGUGUAAAUGACUUUGGCUCCAUAAUUUCACUAAGUCACUUGAGGAUGUUCCAUCAGUAAUUAUUUCUGGAAGGAAAGAAAGCAAAUCUAAAGAAAGAAACUAAAUAACACUAACUCAAAUCAUGCUUUAACUUUUUACCAUCUUCACAGCUAUACGAGACCUUUAGUUGGAGAGUUUUAGACUGCUGUUAAUUUGAAAUCUGUUCAUCUGUGGAGUUUGAUUUGUUUGUUUGUUUGCUUUCUGUUUGGUUUUAAAGAUGUUUCUAAUUAGAUUUUUUAAAAGAAGAAUGGAAUCUGGUUGCUAUUUUAUGGUAGAACCUGAGACUUUUUGUGGUUCUUCAUGUCCUCUGUAAAACUUGGUGUCAGAGUCAUCAACUUUAAGGUUGUCCCUUCUAUUCUGCUUUAUAUUACUGCCCAUCAGGAAAUGGGAACCUGGUGAAUAUAUAAUGAAUUGUAAAAUAUUUUAAUGUGUAACUUUUUCAACUGUGAAACUGACUGUUGGUUUUUUUUUUUUUUUUUUUUUUUGAUGAAAACAGCUGCUGAUAAAGUAUUUUGUGUAAAGUGUAGUUCUUAUUAAUCAGGAAUGAUUACUUGAUUAGAUGUGCAUGCCCUCUUGAACUUUAUCUGAAACAGAUUGGUAAUCAUCACAUAGACAGAGCACAGUCCCUCUGUGUUUUCUGCUGUCAGGAACUAAGCUGGCAUCACAGAAAAGAUGAGGAGCCUGUCUUUAGGGUACAGUGGAAACCUCACAGCACAUAAACCUUGGUUUGUUUCUUAACAUAAUUUUUGUCAUUUUGUUUGAUUUAUACUUCAGUCAGUAGUCCAUGCUUGCCAGCUCUUUGAAGAAAUGUAAUUUCCAGCAACAUGUUAAACCUUCUAUGUUAAUCUUUUCUGAGUAUUACAGUUUCCACUUUUUUCUGUGUCUGUGCAAACUGCAGGCGUGGGCUGGAUCCACCUUAAGGAAUUAUUUUUGUGUCCACAACAUUGCUAAAAUAUCCAUUCAAAGGCAUUUUGUGGCAUCUUAGAUUGUAGUAUGUCUGCUUCAGGUGUUGGGGGAAGGGAGAUGUGGAGGAGGGGCCUAAGCAGGGGAAAUCCCAGAGGGGCAUGUCCAAAGGAAGGCUGGAAGUUAUGGGGAUAUAUUGCACAAGGAAUCGCUUCCAGUUUGGAAUUUUGAAGGCUGAACCCAGUCUUGACAGCAUCUUUAAGAGCAAGCAGUACAGAGCAGUACAGCUGAGCUGUUUAAAACAAACAGCAUUUCAGUUAAAACUGUAAACAGAUUUGCGUCAUGGCCUAAGAAACUAUACAUACAUAUAUAAGUUGGUUUUACUCUCUGAAAAGAUGUUGGGCUCAAGCUGAAAAGAAUCGUACUCCUGAUAACCCUGGUAGCUCCAUCUCCAAAUGUUUGUAAGGAAAGUAGCCAAGUUGCUACUCGAUACCUCAGUACGCACAGUACAGUAGCACCGGCAUUUUAGGUUUACAAGUCAGACUUUGCAUGCCUUGCUAUACAUGGUACAGGAGACGGUUAGGGGGUUUGGGGAUGGGGCUAAAUUGUAUGGUUCCAGCCACUUUGGAAAAGCUACGUGGUCAGAGCAACUCAUGGUACCAGUUCUUGAGUCUGACAUCCACAGCUCCUUUGUUCUGCUUUAUUGUUAGCACUAGUCAGGGAUACUUAAUGAAAGGUGUAAACAGAUAUCAAAGUUCUAAAGUUCAGAAGGGAUUUGAAUUCACUCUGAGACACCCAGGUUGGCCUGGAGUCUUGAAUGAGUUAGUGUGGACUCUCCUCCGUUGAUUACGCAGUGCCUUUUUCUCUGCUUGGCUUUUGACUAUGGCAGGGUCUCAACCAUGUGCUUGUUAGAGCAAAAGGAAUGGGAGGCGGAAGGAGAUGAAUGUUGGUGGGCAGGAUUAAAGUGAAUCUCUGUAUAGUGUAUUGUUAGGGCUGAUUUUCAUUACUAACAACAGUGGACUCCAUUCUUCAUGGUAGUAAUUAUAAAAAGGAAAAAUAUUUUAUAAGCCAAGUGCACUUUCUAUAAGCUCAUUUCAUGUGCCAUAGUAAUAAUUUUGUGGAAGAAGUAUAUAUUUUUAGGUUAUCGUUUUUGUUGAUCAAGGUUAACAAAGAGGCAGAAAAUGUUCAGUGUCCUACUAAUAUAUGGGAAUGUGGCUCAGUGUCAGAGAGCCCAACAAGUAUGCAUAGAGUCCUGGGUUUGAGCCCCAGCACCUCAUACAGAGUAACUUCACCACUUAGGAGGUAGAGGCCUGAAGAUUAAAAGUUCAAGGUUAUUCUCCACUUACAUUACUAAGUUCAGAGCCAGCCUAGGAUACUCUUGCCUCUAGAAAGUCCCUACUAAGCUUCUUAGUUCUAGUAUGAAUUUCAAAUGUAGCUACGUCUAUUGAUUGUUCCUAGGAGUGGCUAGAAAGUGUGGCUUUUAUAUUUCUAGAAAUGUCUUUAGUUAUGGAACCAAAGGAAUUUGUGGUGGAGAGGAUGGUGGAUUUCCUAGGGUUCUGUCGUUUUAUUGUUGGCAGAGGGUCUCACCGUAGCCCAAGCUGGCCUCAAACUCAAGAUUCUGUAGUCUUAGCUCCAUAGUGCUGAGAUUACAGAUCCUGUACCUCACACCAGCUCCAAGAGCCCAAGUUUCAAAUUCAGUUGAUAGUUUUAUUGUCAUUUAGUCUUUGGCUAAAUAAAAACUUUUAAAAAAUCAAUUUAAAAAAAAAACAUUGCUGGGCUAGAGAGAUGGCUCAGCAGUUGAGGGGACUGUCUGCUCUUCCAGAGGUCCUGAGCUCAAUUCCUGUUAACCACAUGGUAGCUCACAACCAUAUAUACUGGGAUCUGAUGUCCUCUUCUGGCAUGCAGCUGUACAUGCAGAUAGAGCACUCAUACAUAAAAUAAGUAAAUAAAUAAUUUUUAAAAAUUGCUUUUGAACACAACACUUUAAUAUCUUGGGGAAUAUAGCACUAUGAAAAGAUGACUAUACACCACUUGUGCAAGGAGCUUGCCCCUCCCUUUUCUGCCAGGUUGCUUCUUUCCAUUUGUUGUUCAUUCAUGAGCUGAUGUUGUGUGUAAGAGGCACCAGUUAGAAACAUUCUUAGUGUUCUUUUAAACCUAGCCCCACAAAUACUUAGCAUAGCAAGGCUCCAUGUGCUGUUCACUUAGAACAGCCUUUCUCAACCCGGGAGUCAAACUUCCCUUUCACAGGGGUUGCCUAAGACCAUUGGAAAACACAAUAUUUACAUUAUGAUUCAUAACAGUUAUAAAGUAGCAAUGAAAAAUUUUCUGGUUGGAGGUUACCACACCAUGAGGAACUGUAUUGAAGGGUCGCAGCAUUAGGAAGCUUGAGAAUGACUGACUUAGAACAUAGAUGACUACAACUCACUAAGAUAAAGACCUCUUUUGUAGUUCUGUUCCCAGGAAGGAGUUCAGCCUGUGGCUACACUCACUGUCUUCUGUUCACCACUGUCAGUGUCUGCUUGUCCCUAACUGCAGUCUGUAUCAUCAUGCUGUUCAUUAAAAUGAAAGAAAAUUUA
Messenger RNA from Psammomys obesus (fat sand rat), 9572 nucleotides. RefSeq names its product phosphatidylinositol-4,5-bisphosphate 3-kinase catalytic subunit alpha (gene Pik3ca). The coding region runs from base 201 to 3407 and encodes 1068 amino acids. Gene Ontology annotation, biological process: cell migration; phosphatidylinositol 3-kinase/protein kinase B signal transduction; phosphatidylinositol-3-phosphate biosynthetic process. NCBI's taxonomy places the organism in Eukaryota, Metazoa, Chordata, Mammalia, Rodentia, Muridae. The transcript is spliced from 21 exons. Gene Ontology annotation, cellular component: phosphatidylinositol 3-kinase complex, class IA; phosphatidylinositol 3-kinase complex, class IB; plasma membrane. Gene Ontology annotation, molecular function: 1-phosphatidylinositol-4-phosphate 3-kinase activity; 1-phosphatidylinositol-3-kinase activity. The record is from RefSeq and is a predicted model, not a curated record.